AAAUGGACAAUAACGCGGCCCAGCCCAAAAAUGAAAAAUGCUUACCAUCAUUACCCGAAUUCAGAAACAGAAAUCCACUGGUACUCCGUCGUAUUGAAGUUUUCCGGUGGUGGUGUUGCUACCGGCAGAGUAUUAUUGUAUAUCCGAGGUCUCAGGUCUAAACUCUUGGAUUAGAUGUGGAGUAUCAAAGGUAGACUUUCAACAAGGUUAAUGAAUAUUUGCGUAGCAUCUCUUUGUAAAGCGAAACAAUUGGAGAAAGCUGAAGUUGUAAUAGUUGAUGGCAUAAGAAUUGGAGUACAACCAGAUGUGGUCACUUAUAAUACACUGAUUACCGCAUAUUGUCGCUUUGUUGGCAUUGAUGCAGGUUAUUCCGUCCUUUAUAGGAUGAAAGAGGCUGGAAUUUAUCCUGAUACUAUUACAUAUAACUCUUUAAUAGCUGGAGCUACCAGAUAUUGCAUGAUAUCUCGAUGUUUCGAUCUGUUUGAAGAAAUGCUUGAGAUGAGUAUUCUUCCUGAUAUUUGGAGUUACAAUACAUUAAUGCAUUGCUUCUUUAAAUUGAGAAAGCCAGAUGAAGCAUACAGGGUUUUUCAGGAUAUUCUUUUGAAAAAUAUUUCUGUUCAUCCAGCAACAUUCAAUAUAUUAAUUAAUGGUCUUUGUAUGAAUGGAUAUACAGAGAAUGCCUUAAUGUUAUUUAGGAGUAUAAAACGUCAUGGAUUUAUUCCCCAAUUAGCAACUUACAACAUUCUUAUUCAUGGACUGUGCAAGUCAGGACGGGGUAAAACUGCAAGAGAAUUUCUCAACGAGCUGGUAGAAUCAGGUCAUAUCCCCAAUGCCAUCACUUAUACGACAGUAAUGAAAUGCUGCUUCAAAUGUGAACAAUUUGAAGAAGGCCUUAAGAUCUUUGCAGAGAUGAGAAGGAAAGGAUAUACAUAUGAUGCCUUCGCUUACUGUACAGUUGCAAGUAUGUUACUUAAAACUGGGAAGAUGAAUGAGGCCAACGAGUACCUGGGCUAUAUAAUUACAAAUGGUUUUGACCUUGAUAUGGUGUCUUUUAAUACCAUUGUUAAUCUAUAUUGUAAGGAAGGUCAGCUGGAUAAUGCUUAUAAAUUGUUACACGAGGCAGAAAAAAAAGGGUUGGAGUCUGACAAGUACACCCACACUAUCUUUAUUGAUGGCUUGUGCAGGACUGGUAAUUUCAAGGAGGCCCAGCAACAUUUGGACUAUAUGAGUAUGAUGGGUUUUGAUUCUAACUUGGUUGCUUUGAAUUCUUUUAUUAACGGGUUGUGUAAAGCUGGUCACCUUGAUCAUGCUCUACGGAUGUUUGAAUCAAUGGAUGCCAAAGAUUCUAUUACUUACUCCACUAUGGUGCAUAGUCUUUGCAAUGCCAGGAGAUUCCGUGCAGCAUCUAAGCUAUUACUAUCGUGUAUAAGAGGCGGCAUGAGAAUUCUUAAAUCAGAUAAACGUGGUGUUAUUGAUGGCCUUCGUGGUUCUGGAUAUUCGCAAGAAGCAAAGAAGAUCCAGUCUAAAAUUCGAUUGGCUAAGAUACUGCAAAAUUAAUUAGGGAUGAUGUUCAACUUUGCCACCCAAGUGUUAAUCUUGUUUAAUUGCCUAAGGUUUUGCAUUGUAAGUCUUUAUGGAAGCUUUAAAACCUCAGGGAUCAUGCAACUGAGUAUACAACCUACAUUACCCAAUUUUAAGUCAAGUUCUUAAUCCUCUUGUAAGAGGCAAACACAUGACACUGCUGUGAAGAGGUUGUGAAUUCUAUACCUUUCCUCGUCCAAAAGAUAGUGAUGACAUGCUGUUGAAACUGUGAAAAGUUAUUACAACAAUAACAACAACAUAUACCUAAUGGGGUCCGGGCAGGGUAGAGUGUAUGCAAACCUUACCCCUACCUCAUGGAGGUAGAGAGGAGGUUUCCGGAAGACCCUCGGAUCAAGACUUAUUAUGCGGAAGUAAAUGCAUUCUUUAUUACAGAUGCGAAACAAUUAGGUGGGCCAAAACUACUUUAAUGCGGUUGCGCUAUGGGUUACUACUUGAACAGAAGUUUGCCUAUUGAAGCUUGAAGUUGGGACUGAGCAAUUCAAAGAUUUGGGACAAGUAAGAUAGCUUCCAAAGCUUCUUCUAUCAAUUGCCAUGAACUUAGUAUGAAUGACAGUAUUUGAGAUUGAAAAGAUUCAAUAACACCAGGAAAGCCCAAGGCUUUAAGAAAAAGUAGUGGGUUGGAUCCACUUCAGUCACAUUCCGUAGCAGCUUGCUGGCGUCCUUUCAGAAUGAUCGUUAGAAUGAGUCAUUCUAAGGCCAUUUUUAUAUCUAAAUGGAAGGGAUUAUUGGUAUUAAUCAUAGAGAAAUUCAUCCGAGGAUGACUUAACUGAGAUGACUCAUCCUAUCAGGCACAAAUCAAACAUGCACUUUGAGGUGGCAAUUUGUGACCUGGGAACUUUGUGCUCUCUUUUAGUUCUAAUAGACUCCUCUGAAUCCAAGUGAAACCUAAGAGCUGUCAAUGAAGCAGAUUAAACAAAUGAAGAGAGAUGCUAGACUCCAGCCAGACCAAGAGGAAAAAUUAUGCAAUUCAUAUAUAUGAAUUGUUGCGGAAGGUGCAUCAAGUUGGCUGUGUUGAAAAUGACUGGAAGAUUUCUGCCCAUAAUAUAUCGAUGUGAAUGACCACAUCAUGAGAUUUGACUUUUGUCAUACCAAAAACAGCUGUGAAACAUUUCAUUUGGUAUGGCAAAAUGAGUAUAAUUGACUAACAGUAUUGUUCUAUGUAUUACAACAUGAACAGAGAAAUUUGAGAGUGUAUUUUUGUUAUGGCAAAUUAAGUCGGAAGAACCAUGGGAGAGUAAAGGCAACGACGAAGCAAGCAAGCAGGAAAUUACAGCAGGAUUGUUGACAUCUCCAUCUACAAUCAUCGCGUGUUGCAGCCGAGGAACUGGUUAUAUAUGAACUUCUUCUGGCUUCUACUGCCCUUUGGUUCCAUUCUAUCACCAUUAUUCUGUUCUGCCUUUCUGCUAAUGUUCUUGUUUCCACAUUUUUUGCUGUCUUCCCACAUAUUUCACAUGAUCUGUAAAAUCACAAGAUAACACUGUUACAUUCCUCACUAUUCAAUAUGAAUUCACUCAGUUUUAAAGGUCGGUUUUAUGAA
This is a messenger RNA of Solanum lycopersicum (tomato), 3139 nucleotides long. RefSeq names its product putative pentatricopeptide repeat-containing protein At4g17915. NCBI's taxonomy places the organism in Eukaryota, Viridiplantae, Streptophyta, Magnoliopsida, Solanales, Solanaceae. Gene Ontology annotation, molecular function: protein binding. The record is from RefSeq and is a predicted model, not a curated record.